CGCUUUCUCACUCCGGAUAUUAGAACAGAAGCAGCAGCCGCUCCCCUCGCUUCGUAUCAAACCAAAUUUAGUGCUGUUUGAUUAUCCGCACAAUGGACUCGCAAAUCAAGUUUGCUGUGGUGGUGAAAAUUAUGGGAAGAACUGGAUCAAGAGGUCAGGUGACUCAAGUGAGAGUCAAGUUUUUGGAUGAUCAGAACCGUUUCAUUAUGAGGAAUGUUAAGGGACCGGUCAGGGAGGGAGAUAUUCUCACCUUGCUCGAGUCCGAGCGAGAAGCCAGGAGGCUUCGUUGAUUUUUUUUUCCCGAUGUUUAUGUUUGCAAGUAUCUUCUUAGUUUUGUUAUUUCUGAAAGGGGACUUGGAUUUGUGGAGACUGCGUUAGAUGGAUGAGUUGUUUUUAAAAGCUUAAUCACGGUGUUGAAACGAACUAAGCUGGUUUUGAGAUUAUGAUUUUUAUCUACAGUUUUUGCUCUGUUUCAA
Molecule: messenger RNA, 476 nt
Organism: Hibiscus syriacus
Lineage: Eukaryota; Viridiplantae; Streptophyta; Magnoliopsida; Malvales; Malvaceae
Product: 40S ribosomal protein S28
Exons: 2
Coding region: 93-290 (65 amino acids)
Biological process (GO): maturation of SSU-rRNA; ribosomal small subunit assembly; translation
Cellular component (GO): ribosome; cytosolic small ribosomal subunit
Molecular function (GO): structural constituent of ribosome
Source: RefSeq, a predicted model, not a curated record